Messenger RNA from Clunio marinus, 402 nucleotides. NCBI's taxonomy places the organism in Eukaryota, Metazoa, Arthropoda, Insecta, Diptera, Chironomidae. The record is from the annotation of a GenBank genome assembly.
AUGGAUAAGCAAUUCCAAGUUCUCUCUGCGAAUUUGAAGAAAACAAUAGAAAACUCUAUUUCCGAUGGUUUAAAGUCUAUUGAAACCAGAAUUGAUAACGCGCUCUCUCAAAAACUCGACGUCAUUAGAGCUGAAAUGAACAAGAACAUCAUUCUGAAGGAUUUUUACUUGAACGCCGGUAAACGGAAAUCCGCUUUCGACGAACUACAAAAGAAAUGUGCAAAUGAUUUAUUUGAUAUACUUUUGCUUCAAGAACCAGCGUUGCACAAAGUAGUUAACGAACUUUUUCAUGAUGAACAUCAAUCAUCAAACGACGAGAUACAGGGAGCGAAACAAGAUGGGUGUACUGGUCAGUACACUCCCUACUCUGAUGAUGAUGAUGAACUCUCCUACAAAAACUAA